ACAAAACGGCGGGCCGCGUAGCUCGCACGUCCGCGCUUAGUAAAACUCGAGUGAUUGUUAUGAAGCUGUCGGUUUAUGUUUGAAACUGUUUACGAUGGAAGUAAGUGCGAUGCCGCCGAUGCCUUUGGACUUUUCAAUGGUUAGGAAUGGUGGAAGUUCUCCGAGUAUGAGGGAAGGAUCGCCGAGGCCGGUGUCGAACAGCGCUUUCAGAGUUGUCACGCCGAAAGGAGUAUCAGCGAGCGAGGCGCUUCGGAACGGCCUAUGCCAGUCACUAUGGUCGCCGGUGACGCGCCACGAGCCUCGUAUAGCUUCACCACCGCAACAAAUAGACAAUUACCCUAUUAGAGAAGAAAUUAAGUUUGGUAUCAACCGACUGGUAGGUGAGAGGACAGAUGAGGAGGAUAAUGAAUCACACAAUAAUGAAACCUCGAGGGCAGAAGGGGUAUCCCCUACGUCACGCUGUGGUAGUCCAUGCUGGGCACCUUCGCCUCAUUCACCGCGAUCUGUUCGUUCAACCUCUCCCGAACUGGAAGUGGAUUCACCACCAUCGUCUCCUAGACGACCACCUGAUUCAUCACCACCGUUAAAGAGAUCAGAAGCCUUUUCCGUGAGUGCUUUAUUAAGACCAGAUGCACCGAGAGUGCAGCCGCAAAGACCUUUCCUAUAUCCGCCAUUACCAUUCGCUGAAUUUCUUAGAGAUGCUGGUAGCCUGGGACUUCCAGGUUGGGGCGGUUAUAGUAAUUUAUAUCUUCAUGCAGUCCAAGCGGCUGGACCAGAGCUAUUAAGACUACGUGCGGCAGUUCUCGGAGCCCCAAGUCCAUUAUCAAGGCCGUUACCCAUCGGAGAUGUCUAUUCUUGUGUUAAGUGUGAAAAAAUGUUUAGUACGCCGCACGGUUUAGAAGUGCACGCCAGAAGAUCACAUAACGGAAAGAGGCCUUUCGCAUGUGAACUGUGUAGCAAGACAUUCGGCCAUGAAAUUAGCCUUAGCCAACAUAGGGCUGUCCACAGUGUAGAAAAAGUCUUCGAAUGUAAGCAGUGUGGGAAGACCUUCAAACGGUCCAGCACGCUGUCGACCCAUCUACUCAUACAUUCCGACACCAGGCCCUACCCGUGCCAGUACUGUGGCAAGCGGUUUCACCAAAAAUCUGACAUGAAAAAACACACCUACAUUCAUACUGGUGAAAAGCCCCACAAAUGCCAAGUAUGCGGUAAAGCGUUCAGCCAAAGUUCAAAUCUAAUUACACACUCGCGCAAACACACCGGUUUUAAGCCUUUCGCCUGCGAACUGUGCGGACGGGCGUUCCAGAGGAAAGUAGACUUACGGAGGCACAGAGAAACUCAACACGCUGAUUUGCGAAAUCCUCAACAUAUGCAACCUCCGCAUACCGAUGUGCAUGGCAUGCAUGCACCUGACAUGCACGUGGCGGAUCGGAUAGAUCUUCGUCAACCUCACCCUGAUCUUCGACAACCUGACUUCAGGAUGAGCAGCGCGGUACCUCCUCUUCAACCGCUCCCCUCCUGAACGUCAACCGCCUUCGCGCCUUGGCGCUGAGGCAAUCACCACCUUACUAGCUUGUAAAUAAAAUACAAAAUACAACACAUACAUAUAUGUUAACCAAAGACACUCGUGUGAUUUGAAAACGGUGUAGAAAUUUUAGUAGUAUCUUAAGAUUUUUUAUCUCAACGGCUUGUAAUUACGAUAAACAAUUGACAAUGUUUUGUGCUUUUAAUAAAAAAACAACAAUGUUGGAACAGCAACGGACUCGAUUCAUUGUUGAAUCAACAUUCAUAUUGUUAAGUUCACAAGAACCACCAAAGAAUGGCUUGACUAAAGAACUAUUUAUUUUAUUGAAUACAUAGGUGUAUAAUUGAA
This is a messenger RNA of Vanessa atalanta (red admiral), 1873 nucleotides long. It is a transcript of the gene sens-2, whose product is annotated as zinc finger protein Gfi-1b. Gene Ontology annotation, biological process: regulation of transcription by RNA polymerase II. The coding region runs from base 95 to 1522 and encodes 475 amino acids. The record is from RefSeq and is a predicted model, not a curated record. The transcript has 6 exons. Gene Ontology annotation, molecular function: DNA-binding transcription factor activity; RNA polymerase II cis-regulatory region sequence-specific DNA binding. NCBI's taxonomy places the organism in Eukaryota, Metazoa, Arthropoda, Insecta, Lepidoptera, Nymphalidae.